AUGGCACCCAAGCAGGCGACACUCGGCAAGUUUUUUGGUGCCAAGGGGGCGGCACCGGUGCGACAGACAACCCUUUCAUUCAGCACCAAGGCCAAAAAGGAGGAGGCAGAAGAGGGGGAGGCUGAUGUGAGCACGAACGGCUCAAAAGCUGAUAAAGCCGACAAAAAAGCCGAAGCCGAAUCUGCGCCCAUUAAGAAGGAGGAGGCUGAGGAAGAUAGCGAUGGCCCCGUCACCAAGCGUGCGAGACGGUCUCGAAAGAGGGUUGAGGAGGAGGAUGACGACAUAAGCGACGAACCAGUCAAGAAGAAGACUCCAUCUCCCAAGAAGCGCAAAUCGGCGAGCCCCUCACCCAAGCCUACACCUACCAAGAAAUCCAAAGCCCGAGCUGUCAAGGAACCUGCCGCUGAGGAGGAGGAUGAGCCCGUCAAGGAUGAAGCAUCUACAGCAUCGGCUUCAGAGGCAGAAGAUGACGCAGAGGUGGAGGAGGAGAAGCCUGAAGUUGCUGCCAAAGCUCGGCAGAAGGCUCAGACAAAGCUCAAGACCAAGACCAAGGAAAAGGAUCCCUACCCCGAUUGGGAGGCGGGAACACCGGUUCCAUAUGCGGCUCUCUGCACCACAUUUUCUCUUAUCGAGAUGACUACCAAGCGCCUGAUCAUUAUGGAGCAUUGCUCCUUGUUCCUCCGACAAGUCAUGCGCUUGACACCCAAUGAUCUGCUUCCGACGGUAUUGCUUAUGAUCAACAAGCUAGCUCCCGACUAUGCUGGCAUUGAGCUUGGUAUUGGAGAAUCUCUCAUCAUGAAGGCCAUUGGCGAGACCACAGGCCGGAGUCUCCAGGUGAUCAAGGCCGACCAGAAGGAGAUUGGUGACCUGGGUCUGGUAGCUGUGAAGAGUCGAUCAACUCAGCGUACCAUGUUCAAGCCUAAGGCUCUUACGAUCAGGGGAGUCCAUCAGGGCCUAAUGAAUAUUGCUACAGUCACCGGAAACGGUGCCCAGGGCCGCAAGGUGGAUGGUAUCAAGAAAUUGCUCGCGGCGGCUGAUGCCAACUCAACCGGCAAGGUUGAUAUCACCAAGGACAAGGGCGGACCAAGCGAGGCCAAGUUCAUCAUUCGAUUCCUGGAAGGAAAGCUGAGACUUGGUCUGGCCGAGAAGACGGUCCUUGUUUCGCUCGCCCAGGCCAUUGUCUGCCACGAAGCAGAUGCAAAGGACAAGGUUCCCAGCACCUCGGAUAUAGAGAAGGGCGAGUCUAUCCUCAAGACGGUUUACAGUGAACUCCCAAGCUACGACGUCAUUAUUCCUGCUAUCCUCGAGCACGGAAUUAUGAAGCUUCGCGAGAACUGCAAUCUUCGACCUGGUGUUCCUCUGAAGCCCAUGUUAGCCAAGCCCACCAAGGCUAUCACUGAGGUGCUGGACCGAUUUGAAGGACAGACGUUUACUUGUGAAUACAAGUAUGAUGGCGAAAGAGCGCAGAUUCACUAUGUGGCCAAGGAUGCACCCCAGCAGCUGAGCCAGGCAAGCCAGGGAGCAGCCAAGGAGGUCGGUGCUGGAGUUGCAAGCAUCUUUUCGAGAAACUCUGAGGAUCUCUCCAAGAAGUAUCCCGAUAUUCUUGCUAAGCUUAGUACUUGGGUGAAGCCUGAUACCAAGAGUUUCGUCUUGGAUUGCGAAACUGUUGCCUGGGAUGUGGACGAGAAGAAGGUGUUGCCCUUCCAGCAACUCAUGACACGCAAGAAGAAGGACGUCAAGGUUGAGGAUGUCAAGGUCAAGGUGUGUGUCUUUGCCUUUGACCUGCUUUAUCUCAACGGAGAAGCUGUGGUUGAAAGGGCACUACGGGAACGACGUGAGCUACUCGAGGCUGCAUUUAUCCCUGUUGAAGGCGAAUUCGCCUUCGCUACCCACAUGAACGGCCAGGAGCUUGAAGAGAUCCAGGUCUUCCUUGACGAAAGUGUCAAGGCUUCAUGUGAAGGUCUCAUGGUCAAGAUGUUGGAUGGUAGGGAGAGUGGAUAUGAGCCCAGCAAGCGAAGUCGCAACUGGCUCAAGAUCAAGAAGGAUUACCUCUCUGGUGUUGGCGACUCUCUCGACCUUGUCGUCCUGGGGGCAUACUACGGCAAAGGCAAGCGUACUUCAGUGUACGGAGCAUUCCUCCUGGCAUGCUAUAACCCGAACUCAGACACAUACGAGACCGUAUGUAAUAUUGGAACUGGUUUUUCGGAGCAAGUGCUUGAAGAUCUACACAAGCAACUGUCCGAGAUCACCAUUGACCGACCCAAGCCCUUCUACUCGCACUCAUCUGGUGGGCAACACCAGCCUGACGUCUGGUUUGAGCCCCGUUACGUCUGGGAGGUCAAGACUGCGGAUCUGACGCUCAGCCCACGAUACAAGGCCGGUGCCAAGGAGGGAGUAGACCCUUCAGGCACCAAGGGUAUCAGUCUGCGAUUCCCACGUUUCAUUCGCAUCCGUGAUGACAAGAAUGCCGAUUCUGCCACGACGAGUCGUCAGGUUGCUGAGAUGUACCGCAAGCAGGAGAGUGUGUCCAAGAGCAAGGGGCCUGCUGUGGAUGACGACUUUGAAUAUUAG
This is a messenger RNA of Fusarium vanettenii 77-13-4, 2571 nucleotides long. RefSeq lists its product as uncharacterized. The coding region runs from base 1 to 2571 and encodes 856 amino acids. Gene Ontology annotation, cellular component: nucleus; mitochondrion. Gene Ontology annotation, molecular function: DNA binding; DNA ligase (ATP) activity; ATP binding. Gene Ontology annotation, biological process: lagging strand elongation; DNA repair; DNA recombination. The record is from RefSeq and is a predicted model, not a curated record. Lineage: Eukaryota; Fungi; Ascomycota; Sordariomycetes; Hypocreales; Nectriaceae. The transcript is spliced from 5 exons.